UUUAUAGUCAACUCUGCAUCUAUCGCUAGCACAAGGAAGAUCAAUGUUAAUAACUUAGUGGUGGUUGAACGCCCCCACAUGAAUUAGAAAUUUAUUACAACAAAACUUUUUUUAAGUCAAUGUUUUGAAAUUUGGAGAGGACGACCGAGUCCACAGAGCCAAAAUGCACCCAUCUCGUGCUGAAGCAUCAUCACAACCCUGCUUUAAUGGUUGUUUCCCGUCUCCAAUUCUUGCUUCUGAGAGGUACCAUAGUGCUACUUCCAAGCCUAGAGUCAACAACGUAGCUUCAUCAAACGAUGGGUUCGCCGCAGCCACAUCUUCCACCCUUCCACACACACAUUUCACAAACCACGAGUCCCUUCCAAAUGUGCACGAUUCAUACACCAGCUUCACCAAGGCAUUCCCUCAAUUUUCCACAACUUCUGAAGUGGAUCAAAUUCGAGCCCAAGAAUACCAUCACUUGAACCACUCCAACACGGGCUUCGAUUACACGGGAUAUGGCCUUUUCUCCUAUGCUCAGCAACAAAGAUGUUCCCCCGCGAUUGCUUCUUCUUCUUCUUCAUCAUCAUCAUCAUUGCCCUGCUUAACAUCCGACGCAUCCUUCUUUGAUGUGUCCUACAAGUCGGUGAGCUUGCAGUCACAGGCUCUCUACGGUGGGCACGAGUCAGAACUAGAAUCAAGAAUGAGAAAGAGAAUCAUGUCGUUCAUGAAUGUCUCAGAAGCUGAAUACACCCUUGUUUUCAUUGCUAACGAGGUAUCUGCCUUUAAAAUUGUAGCUGAUUCUUUCCAAUUUCAAUCCAAAGGACAGAUCCUCACAGUGUAUGACCAUAGCAGCGAGGCACUGGAUGUGAUGAUUGAGAGUUGCAAGAAGCAAGGGGUGCAUGUCUUGUCAGCAGAAUUCACCUGGCCUAGUCUGAGACUCGAGUGGAGGAAACUAAAGAAGAUGAUAAUGAACAAAAGGGCAAAGAGAAAGAAUGGUCUAUUUGUUUUUCCACUUCAUUCAAGGGUAACAGGAGCACCAUAUUCCUAUGUUUGGAUGUCCAUGGCACAGGAAAAUGGGUGGCGCGUCUUGCUUGAUGUGUGCGCAUUGAAACCUAAGGAAAUGGGAACCUUGGGUAUGUCUCUUUUUAAGCCUGAUUUCAUGGUUUGUUCGUUUUACAAAGUCUUCGGAGAAAACCCAUCAGGUUUUGGGUGCUUGUUUGUGAAAAAAUCUAGUGUCUCUUCUUUGAAAGAUCCGGGGAACGCUACAAGCAUAGGAAUCAUAACCCUUAUCCCAGCGUUUAGACAAUCUCAUCAUGACACUGAAGACGUAGUAACUGAAACUGAAACGGAACAGGAAGUGUUUGCAAAGCUAGAUGGGGCAUCAUCAACAUCAGAAAUUGAGGAGUUGAGCAUAUCCUUUGACUCAUCUAAAGAUAGAAACAUAUUAGGUAGUACUAAAAAUGAAGGCUUAGAGAUUGAUUGUAGGGGAUUAGACCAUGCAGACUCGGUGGGGUUAUUAGUGAUUAAUAGCAGAACCAAGUAUUUGGUUAAUUGGUUGGUUAAUGCAUUAAUGAGUCUUAAGCAUCCACAUCAUGAAAAUAGGCUUUCGCUAAUUAGGAUUUAUGGACCCAAGGUAAGUUCUUUUCGUGGACCCGCCAUUGCAUUUAAUAUAUUUGACUGGAAGGGAGAAAAAGUUGAUCCCGCGCUUGUGCAGAAGCUUGCUGAUAGGAACAACAUCUCUUUAAGUAGCUCGUUUUUGAGAAAUUUAAGGUUCUCAGACAAGAAUGAAGAGGAAACUCAUUGGGCCUUAGAAACAAGAGCGUCUGAGGUUCAAGGGUUGGGCCUGUCCAAGAAGACACGUAGGGAAGAGUCUGGGAUUUUUGUCGUCACAGCUGCACUGGGCCUCGUGACAAACUUCGAAGAUGUUUACCGAUUAUGGGCUUUCCUUUCGAGGUUCCUGGAUGCAGAUUUUGUGGAGAAAGAGAAAUGGAGGUACAUGGCUCUAAAUCAAAACACUAUCGAAGUAUGAAUGCGUAGCUUACUUUUUCUUUUUUUUUUUUCUCUUUGUUAUUUUUCUAGUUAAUUACCAUUUUUAUGGUUACAUUAUUUUUUAAUUAUGUUGAGCAUAUGAAGAUUUGUACCGAGGUUUUGUUUAAUAAAUCUCUCUCUACAUUCGCUUUGGAAAACACAGAAUUUUUAAGAUC
Cajanus cajan (pigeon pea) is the source of this 2186-nucleotide messenger RNA. RefSeq names its product molybdenum cofactor sulfurase. NCBI's taxonomy places the organism in Eukaryota, Viridiplantae, Streptophyta, Magnoliopsida, Fabales, Fabaceae. The record is from RefSeq and is a predicted model, not a curated record.